Molecule: messenger RNA, 1893 nt
Organism: Brassica napus (rape)
Lineage: Eukaryota; Viridiplantae; Streptophyta; Magnoliopsida; Brassicales; Brassicaceae
Product: mRNA cap guanine-N7 methyltransferase 1-like
Exons: 9
Coding region: 1226-1729 (167 amino acids)
Biological process (GO): 7-methylguanosine mRNA capping
Cellular component (GO): nucleus
Molecular function (GO): mRNA 5'-cap (guanine-N7-)-methyltransferase activity
Source: RefSeq, a predicted model, not a curated record
GGGGAAAAGGAAGACAAGGAGUGCAAGAUUUAUAAGGGGAAGCCGACACGGAGAGAGAAUCUCACUGAGGAAUUUUUACAGUUUGCGCAAACGUUAAACUGACACGUGGGUGCUGACUAGUAUCAAGUGGGUUAGAAAUAAAAUUAAAAUUAAAUUAUAUUUAAAUAAAUUUUUGUUGAUAUUUAUAUUUUUUUUAUUUUUCUUAGAGAUAUUUUUAAUUUAGUUAAAAUCAUAAAAUUUAGAUAAAAUAAAUAAUACUCCCUUCUUUUACAUCUUAUGUUUAGAUAUGACUUAUUUUGCCCUCAUAAUUACUAAACGAAUCUAACAAUAAGUAAAAGAAGAAUAUAUUGUCCACGUCAGCUCUAAAAAUCCACCAAUAGCGUCAUCUGUUUUUGCUACGUAAGCCACCAAAUUAGUAUUCGGUUGGGCUUUUUAUUUCGUUUGAUCCGUCAAAUAAUUUUGUUUGUUUGGCCCAUUAAAACCCAAAGUAUUGAAAUCCUAAUACCCUUUUACGAGUGUCGAUUCCUUUGGUCUUCCUCUUCGUCGUUUCCUUUUCUCCCUGGCCGAUCAAUCCUAAUAAACAUUUCUAACUCUUCUGCAAUCAAACCUCCACUAACCUCAUUAAUGGCAUUGUUUCGCAUUUAUUCCUCUGAUUUUUUUCAUAAUACUCUUCUUCGGAGUUUAAUCUCAAUCAAAACUCUUUGUGCUCUCUACGAUGAAUCCCAACGGCGAAUCCCCUGUUUUCGACGAUCUUAUCUCCAAGAAACCAAACGGAAAGGACAGUGUCUCCUCCGACGAGCCGAUCAAAUGUACCGGCCAAAGCGGUGUCUCUUCCGCCAAAGCUGUCUCCGGCGAUUCUUUGUCGAAGAAACCAAACGUCAAGGCCGUUGUCUCCUCCGCCGAGCCCAUCAAACAUAGCAGCGGAACCGGUUUCCCUAAAUCUCAGCCUAUAUCUUCAUGGUGGUGAUUUGAUCAAGUGGGACAAGGCAAGGAUCGGGUUCUACGUUGGAAUCGAUAUAGCUGAAGGGUCGGUUGAAGAUUGUCGAACGCGUUAUAAUGGUGAUGUAGACCAGCACCAACGUCGUUAGAAGUUCAGCUUUCCUCCUGUUUAUUAUGUGGGGAUUGUUUUGAGUUUGCUAUGCAAUACUCAUGAACUACUGAGGCAUGUGUACGACGGGCUUUGGCAAUGUCUCAGCUCUUUUUCUGAGGCGUCUUUAUCGGAACAAUGCCUGACGCCAAUGUUAUCAUUAAAAAACUUCGACAAGCUGAAGGUUUGGAGAUUGCUAAUAGUGUAUACUGGAUUCGUUUUGGUGAAUGGUUUUCUCAAAAGAAAUUCAAAUCUAGCAGCCCCUUUGGUAUCGAAUACGUCUUUACCUUGAGGUUGACAUUAUCCCAUGAACAGUAUGAUCUAGAGUUAGUGUUUGUGAAGAACUCACACGAGUUUGUCCAUGAGUAUAUGAAAAAAACAGAGUUCGUAGAACUCAUGAGAAGGCUUGGUGCUUUGGGUGAUGGUAACCAAGACCAGAGCACGUUAUCAACUGAUGAAUGGGACGCUGCAUAUCUAUACCUCUCUUUUGUCUUGAGGAAGAGAGGAGGAGAAUCUGAUGGAGGUCAGAGGAGAGGAGAGAGGAGGAAGAAUGGGAAAAUAAACUUAUCUAAAGACGAUGUUUUGUAUAUUGACAACGAAAGUGUAAAAGAGUGUAACUUUACUCAACAGAGAGUGUCUUAAGACUCUGUUUUCGUCUCGCCUUUUGUUUAGUUUAGAAAUUAUGAUCCAUUCAUAGAGAGAGAGAGAGGACAAGAAACCGCCUAAUAAUAUGGUAGUCGUUGAACACUUAUGUUAUCAAAUGUGCUAGGCUUUAGCAGAAAAUACCAUCAGGAUUCUUAUUACAA